GGGCCGGUGGGCGGUGGAGGAGGAGUUCAGGAAGAGCGCUGAGUGCUACGUGUCCACUGUAUCCCAACUUUCACAAACUUUACUUUCAUUAACUUUGUGUAAAUCUCCAAGGGAACACAUCGUUAGAAACCUUCGGCCAGCGUUGUCGCUUUGAGGCAUUAUGUCCGGGUUAAAAAAGCAAAAGACGGACCUGUCGAGAGCAACAAAUGUUGUUUAUCAGGCUCAUCAUGUUAGCAGAAGCAAACGUGGCCAAGUGGUUGGGACCAGAGCUGGUUUUCGUGGCUGUACUGUCUGGCUAACAGGAUUGUCUGGUGCUGGAAAGACCACCAUUGGAUUUGCUUUGGAGGAAUAUCUGGUUUCUCAUGCUAUUCCGUGUUAUUCACUUGACGGUGACAAUAUUCGCCAUGGCUUGAACAAGAACCUGGGCUUCACGGCGGCAGACAGGGAAGAGAACAUCCGACGUAUCGCUGAGGUGGCCAAAUUGUUCGCUGAUGCAGGACUGGUUUGCAUCACAAGUUUUAUUUCGCCUUACACUAAGGAUCGAAAUGAAGCCCGGAAGAUCCUUGAGAGCGCAGGUCUGCCUUUCUUUGAAGUUUUUAUAAAUGCCCCGCUGGAGGUAUGUGAGAGCAGAGAUGUGAAAGGACUUUAUAAAAAGGCCCGUGCGGGAGAAAUUAAAGGUUUCACAGGAAUAGACUCUGAAUAUGAGAAGCCUGAAUCUCCAGAGCUCGUGUUAAAGACAGGAGAGCUCACUGUCAAUGAGUGUAUUCAUCAGGUAGUGGAGCUCUUGAAGGAACAUGAUAUUGUGCCCACUGGUGUGACUGAGGAAGUGAAUGAGCUCUUUGUUCCUGAAAACAAGCUGGACUUGGUACUGACUGAUGCCAAUAUACUUCCCACUGUAAACAUCACAGAGCUGGAUAUGCAGUGGGUGCAGGUUCUAGCUGAAGGAUGGGCGACACCUCUGAGAGGUUUCAUGAGAGAGAGAGAAUAUCUUCAAGUCUUACACUUUGGAAACCUGCUUGAUGGAGGGACCAUAAACAUGUCGGUGCCCAUCGUGCUGCCCGUAUCCAAGGAAGACAAGGAGAGACUGGACGGCAGUGCAGCUUUUGCCCUGCAGUUCAGAGGUCGCAAAGUGGCAAUUAUGCGCAACCCUGAGUUUUACGAGCAUCGCAAGGAAGAGAGAUGCGCGAGGCAGUGGGGUACAACAUGCCCUAAACAUCCGUACAUAAAGAUGGUAAUGGAGGGUGGUGAUUGGCUGGCCGGUGGAGACUUGGAAGUGUUUGAGCGUGUAUUGUGGAAUGAUGGUCUCGACCAAUAUCGUCUCACUCCACGGGAGCUGCGGCAGAAAUUUAAGGAAAUGAGAGCAGAUGCAGUCUUUGCAUUCCAGUUGCGCAAUCCUGUGCACAACGGCCAUGCGCUCCUGAUGCAAGACACCAAACGUCGCCUGCUAGAGCGCGGCUAUAAGAACCCCGUGCUGUUGCUGCAUCCUCUGGGUGGCUGGACCAAAGAGGAUGAUGUACCUCUAGACUGGCGCAUGAAGCAGCAUGCCGCUGUCCUGGAGGAAGGGGUUCUGGAUCCGGCAAACACAGUUGUGGCCAUUUUCCCCUCACCUAUGAUGUAUGCUGGACCUACAGAGGUACAGUGGCAUUGUCGGGCCCGGAUGAUCGCUGGGGCCAACUUCUACAUCGUAGGACGGGACCCAGCAGGUAUGCCCCAUCCAGAGACAAAGCAGGACCUGUAUGAGCCCACACACGGAGGAAAGGUGCUGACCAUGGCACCAGGCCUCACAUCUCUGGAAAUUAUUCCCUUCAGAGUUGCUGCAUACAAUAGAGUUAAGAAGGCCAUGGAUUUCUAUGACAAGGAAAGACACGAUGAAUUUGAGUUCAUCUCAGGGACCAAAAUGCGGAGUCUCGCCCGCAGUGGAGAGAAUCCUCCAGAUGGUUUCAUGGCUCUCAAAGCAUGGAAAGUCUUGUCUGAGUAUUAUGGCUCUCUAAAAAAGGACCAGUGAGAAAUCGGCACAAGCCUGUGAAUUAUAGUAAAGUCUAUUUAGGAAUAUAGAACGAUUAAUUAUAUAUAUACUACAAACCUGCAGUAUAUUAAGACUGUUUAAUAAGGCAGUAUAAAGAUCUUUAUUAGACUUACGUACUACAAAAUGCUGGGCUAUUUAUAACCCAG
Misgurnus anguillicaudatus (oriental weatherfish) is the source of this 2172-nucleotide messenger RNA. Lineage: Eukaryota; Metazoa; Chordata; Actinopteri; Cypriniformes; Cobitidae. The record is from RefSeq and is a predicted model, not a curated record.